Alligator mississippiensis (American alligator) is the source of this 702-nucleotide messenger RNA. Its product is annotated as differentially expressed in FDCP 6 homolog. The coding region runs from base 1 to 702 and encodes 233 amino acids. The record is from RefSeq and is a predicted model, not a curated record. NCBI's taxonomy places the organism in Eukaryota, Metazoa, Chordata, Crocodylia, Alligatoridae. The transcript has a single exon.
AUGGCAGAAAUAGCAACUGUAGGAGGCAGGUGGCAAAAAGCCUUCACCUGGCAGUUGCGAGUGGACGAGGCAGAGGAAAAAGCUGUCCGUCUACAGCUGGAGUUAGAAAUGAUGAGGUCAAAGAAGGAGCAAGCCGAAGCAAAAGUGGCUGCUUUAGAGCUGCGAGCACAACCCGGGAAGAAAGAAGGCGCGUAUAAGGAGAUAAAGUGCCUGAUUGCAGCAGAGGCAGAAAAGACUCGAGUACUAGAUCGGCUCAUGGCGGAAGAGACCAAAAAGAGCAGACGGAGGGAAGAGAAACUGCAAGAGAUGCAGAAGGAAAUGGCAGAAUGGAGGGCAAGAUACGAGGAGGCACAGUCCCAAUUGAAAAGAGUGGAGAUGGAAAAAGGACACCUGGAAGAACAGGUACAGUCCCUUGAAACCCACCUAGAGGCCAGCUCAGCCAGAGAGGCAGCGACCAAUGCCAAAAGGAAGCAGUCGCAGCUGCAAAGGCUGACCCUAAGGCAGCAGAUUUGGACCUUAGAGGUAGAAAAUAAAACAUUACAGGCAGCAAGUAGUCAGAUGGCUACGAAAGGCCAAGACUCUGGGGAGUUGGAGGGUCCAGAGGUAACAAGUACGGCAACCCAAACGGAAGAGGGACCAAAGGCUCAAGCUGAGGAGUUCGGGGAAGCUGUGCAGGAGGACCUGGAGGACGGGCAAGAAUGA